Messenger RNA from Babesia microti strain RI, 1026 nucleotides. RefSeq names its product FAD synthetase. The coding region runs from base 1 to 1026 and encodes 341 amino acids. NCBI's taxonomy places the organism in Eukaryota, Apicomplexa, Aconoidasida, Piroplasmida, Babesiidae. Gene Ontology annotation, biological process: FAD biosynthetic process. The transcript is spliced from 2 exons. Gene Ontology annotation, molecular function: FMN adenylyltransferase activity. The record is from RefSeq and is a predicted model, not a curated record.
AUGAUGAGGCUGUCUGGGUUAAAGAAUAGCAAUGACAUUUUGAGGGCUCUAAAGGAGUUUAAAAGGGAAAAUAAAGAGAUGUGCAAGGUGCAUGCUAUACUAGGCGAAUUGGAUAUUAAUGCCACUGAAUUUACCGAAUUUGCCACGCAAAGCUCUUUCCGUUGUUUAACAUGUUGUAAUAUUGUACUAUAUAGAAUGGCGCAGAAAGUUCUUAAUUUGAAAAAUUCUGCAGCUACGCCAAUUUUAAACUUGAUGCAAGAUAUCCCUUCCCAACAAGAUUUUGGAAUACGUAAUUUAGAUAAUUAUUCUAAUCUAGCUCGUCACCUAUCCCCAUUAGCACUAAAAUCAAUCUAUGAAGCCAAGAAUACAAUUCGCCUACUUGGGCCAGAGAAUGUGUACAUUAGUUUUAACGGUGGAAAGGAUUCCACAGUUGCCAUGCAACUGUACUUAUGUGCUUAUUAUGAGUACUUUAGUGAGAGAGGACAAGAUGAGUUCCCUAAUCCUAAGAUGAUCUUCUUCAAUGAAUCUGAUGGGUUCCAGGAACUCAAUGAUUUUGUCGACAAGAUAGCUAAAUGCUACUGUUUCGACCUCAAGACGGUCAAUUGUUGCUGGAAGGAAGGAAUAAAAGCCGAGUUUAAUACGAGGAAUAAUAUCGCUUUUAUUAUGGGAUCUAGGAAAACCGAUCCUGGAAAAUGUGGUUUGGAAUGUCUACAAUAUUCGGAUCUAGAGGAAUCGUCAUUUUUACUAGUUAACAUCUUGAGAGAAUGGUCAUAUGGCGCCAUUUGGUGCUUCAUAUUACACUUUAAAAUACCCUACUGCUCACUUUACGACCAAGGGUAUACUAGUAUUGGAGGUAAAAAUAGCACCCUUCCAAAUGAAGAAUUGAAGGAUGGGCCAAAUUACAAGCCUGCCUACUAUCUCGUCAACUGGGAUAGUGAGAGGGCUGGAAGGGGGAGGGCUAUUGCUAAAGAUGAACAAAUCGUUCAGAACGUAGUUAAUUCCCCAUUAAAUAGCACUAAUAACUAG